This is a messenger RNA of Bactrocera neohumeralis, 1041 nucleotides long. Its product is annotated as methionine aminopeptidase 1D, mitochondrial. The record is from RefSeq and is a predicted model, not a curated record. The transcript is spliced from 4 exons. The coding region runs from base 80 to 973 and encodes 297 amino acids. Gene Ontology annotation, biological process: proteolysis. Gene Ontology annotation, molecular function: metalloaminopeptidase activity. NCBI's taxonomy places the organism in Eukaryota, Metazoa, Arthropoda, Insecta, Diptera, Tephritidae.
CGAUCUUUUAUUACCUGCAGAGAAGCCGGUAACGUUGUAAAUUUCGUGACCCCCGUUAUAAAUAAAAGGAAAUAGUGUAAUGUACGUGGAGAUGAGGUGGUCAUCUUUAUAUUCAAAAUCAUGUAUUUUUUUUUCGAGGAAACUCUCAGUGGAAAGGAUCGUAUCCAGCCAUAUUAAAAAACCAGAUUAUUAUUACCGAUUUCACUAUCCGGGUAGUACAAUCGGUGUGCCAGAUAUUAAGAAUGAAUCUGAAGUAAAUAUUACUCGCUUGAGCUGUAAGAUGGCAGGACAAGUACUCGAAGCGUGCUCGCGAUUAAUAAAAGCAGGUACAUCAACUGGUGAAAUCGAUGCUUUUGCACAUGAUCAGAUAAUUUCUGCAGGAGGCUACCCAUCCCCUUUUCGUUAUGCUGGAUUUCCAAAAUCUGUAUGCACGUCAGUUAAUAAUGUGGCUUGCCAUGGAAUUCCGAACGAAAGACGAUUGGUCGAUGGGGACAUAAUAAAUGUUGACAUUACCGUAUAUUUGAAUGGCUGUCAUGGAGAUUGCUCUAAAACAUUUCUUGUAGGAAACGUUGACGAUUUGGGAGUAUAUUUGGUAAAGUCAGCAGAGGAAUGUGUACAGCAUUGCAUUAAUAUAUGUAAACCUGGAACCCCUUUUAAUGCAAUCGGCAGAUAUAUAACAGAUUUCUGCAAUAUAAAAAAAUUGAAUGUGAUACCAGCAUUUGCUGGCCAUGGACUUGGGAAAUCAUUUCAUGAACCACCGGAAAUAUUGCAUUAUUAUAAUUCUGAACCUGGCUUUAUGCGUACAGGAAUGGUAUUUACAAUUGAGCCCAUUCUUAGUCUUGGUAAGCCCAACGUGAAUGUAAUGGAAGAUGGCUGGACCGCAGUUUCUGUCGACGGUAUGCGAAGCGCACAAUUUGAACACACUAUUCUCAUAACACAAAAUGGGAGUGAGGCGUUGACAGAAAUAAAUUAAUGACAACGAGAUAAAGAUUAAAGAUUUAUCACUCUUAUCCAAAUAUAUAACUGGCUGAAGCCUCGAUA